Molecule: messenger RNA, 4570 nt
Organism: Bactrocera tryoni
Lineage: Eukaryota; Metazoa; Arthropoda; Insecta; Diptera; Tephritidae
Gene: Oct-TyrR
Product: tyramine/octopamine receptor
Exons: 3
Coding region: 1457-3235 (592 amino acids)
Biological process (GO): adenylate cyclase-activating adrenergic receptor signaling pathway
Cellular component (GO): membrane
Molecular function (GO): octopamine receptor activity
Source: RefSeq, a predicted model, not a curated record
CCCCACUAAGUGUUAGUGAAUAGUAAAUGCCUAAACGAAUUUGAUUGUCGUCGCAAAAGUGAUUGUAGUACGAUUGUAUGGUGUUAAACGCCCUUCAAGUGCUUUAUUGAUAAAGUUUUCUUUGUGUAUUGUCCUUUAAUGUUGCGCAUAAAUUUGAUUAAUUUACGAUCUAAAAGCAAAAAAUCGGCAAAAAUCGAUUAACAGUGUCAAAAUCGAAAUGUUUUGAUUUUUUAUUUAUGUUUGUUGAGAAAAGCGCCCGCGUCAAGCACUUCUGAAAAGUUGCCUUGUUUCUACCACAAUACGGCCGUCGGCGAUGUUUGGCUACGAAUAAUUUGGUGCGAGCGUGUACUGGGAGUGGUUAUGACAUUAACAUACUAAGUGCAUUUAUUAGCUUCUACCGCAUUUUCUCCGGCUCCCGACAAUAUUAAGCGUUUCAACCGUGCUCAAUGUUCCAUUAAUAAUUCAUUUAAAAAAUGGAUAUGUGUGUUAUAAAUUACUUAAUCUGACUCAGCAAAAUAAAAUUUUAAGAAACUAGAACCUAAACUGGUCCCCACAAUCGGGAAAAUUGAACUAAAUGCACGCAACACAUACACAAGUCUCAGUCAAAAGCUUUCAAGCACCGUAAACUCUAAAUAUAAGUACAGCAUGAAACUAGCAACCACACGUGUUGCACAAAAUUCGAACAGUAUCGCAAAAUUCUCAUUAAAAUAAUAAAACUUAAAAUUAUUAUUUCUAACGAAGAUUUUGUGGCUCACUGUAUAGUAGAUAUGCACGUGUAUCUGGUUAUGCAUAAGUGCAUGUGACGAAACGAGCUCUGGCAAUUACGAGUGAAAUGCUGAUCCACUUUUCCACAACUCUGAAGAUAUUUACAUAUAUGUACAUAUGUAGAUAUGUAUGUAUGUAUGAAUACAUUAAUUCACGUACAUGACAAUACAAAGCGCACAUUAUAAACUGACAUAUGCUUGUGAAUUUGGUGAUAACAGCGGGCGCCACAUUUGAAUAAAAACACUACAGUUAUCGUUGUAGUUGCAGGAAUAAUUCAAUGAGUUUACAAAAAUGCAAAUACUGAAUAAUUCAUGCACGCCAAAGUUGAGAGAGCGAAUAAACAAAACCUUAACUCCACGACAACGAAUAUACUAGCGAUUGUCACUGUCGAGGCAAAACUCCGCCUAGUAACUAAAUGCAUACAUAAGUACGUGUGUGCGUACGAAACACAUUUGGGUGUCAUCAUACGCCCAUGCGAAUGUUUGUUGCCAGCAACAUACAAAUAGUAAAUAAAAGUAUACGCAUCACCAGAAAAUGUCGAAGGACAGCAGAAGGAUGGCUUAACAGAUCAAAUCUUACAUGAGUUAAACCUUGAAUAGGUAAAUAUACCUUCGCGUGUCGCUUUCUAAUAAACAAUAAAAGAGCUUUAACGGGUUGCAGCGAAAUAACGGUAAAGAUUGUAAAAUGCAAAAUGCCACCAACUCAGCAACAAGCAUUAUUGUUGCUAAAUAUUUCGAACGGCAUGUAUGCGGCUCCAAAGAACUAUGGUUUAAACAAACAUACGGAAACUUCAUUAACGAAUGUUUCGAACUCAAUAGGCCCACAUUUAAGCACCACUGUAACAACAACAACCACCUACGUAAGUGCCUCAACAAUUAACAACAGCCAAUUGGGGACGGUCGAUGGGUGUAGCAGCACUGCAGUUACUGAAAAGUUCUACUGGAGCCACUUUGGGAUACAGCUGGCAGUGCCCGAAUGGGAAGCUAUCCUUACUACCAUAGUGCUCUCCGUUAUAAUAGUACUAACUGUAAUUGGGAAUGUACUAGUCAUUUUAAGUGUAUUCACCUACAAGCCGCUACGAAUAGUCCAAAACUUUUUUAUUGUUUCGCUGGCCGUGGCCGAUCUAACGGUCGCAUUACUCGUAUUACCAUUCAACGUAGCGUACUCGAUACUUGGGCGUUGGGAAUUUGGUAUACACGUUUGUAAGAUGUGGCUAACUUGUGAUGUUUUGUGCUGUACGUCGUCAAUACUCAAUUUGUGCGCAAUUGCCCUCGAUCGCUAUUGGGCCAUAACGGAUCCCAUUAAUUAUGCCCAAAAGCGUACAGUGGGUCGUGUUCUGCUAUUAAUAGCCGGUGUUUGGAUACUGUCAUUAGUAAUAAGUUCACCACCGCUAGUAGGAUGGAAUGAUUGGCCGGAUGAAUUUACAAGUGCCACACCGUGUGAAUUAACCUCUAAUCGAGGUUAUGUGAUAUACUCUUCAUUGGGAUCGUUUUUCAUUCCCUUAGCAAUAAUGACUAUCGUAUACAUCGAAAUCUAUAUUGCAACCAGACGACGACUGCGUGAACGCGCCAAAGCUUCGAAAAUAAAUACGAUUGUAAGGAAGAGUGGUGAUAAGGACACCUCAGCCGUAAAUAAUGCAAGUGGCAGGCGAGAAAGCUAUGCUCUAGGCUCGUUUUGUUUGGCUAUAUUGAGUUGCGGCAAGUCCUCCGUGCAAUCAACCUCGUCAGUUGCAAUACAAAAUGAUCAAGACUCGGUUAGCAGUGAGACGAAUGCCAAUAACGAAAUACAGGGUGCGGAUAAUAAGCAGGAAACAGAGCAACGUAUAGUUGUUGUGGCACAACGAACGAAAAAAACGCGACGUGCAAAAAUUAAGGAUUCUAUAAAACAGGGAAAAAUGCGAGUUAAAAAACAACAGCUACAGCCAAAAAACGGUGAUGAACCAAACGACGAUAAAAAGAAUGCUAGUGUCGACAUAGCUGGCACAGACGAAUUACUACUCAUGGUCGCCGAAAGUAAAGAACUAGAAAAUUGUGAGAAUUCAACAAGCUUGCGGAAACUUGCUGCCGAGUGCACAGAACCAAUCGAUUCAAACAAUGACGAUAACACUUCGCUGAAAAUAACGCCGCCACAAUCUUCAACAGGCGCCACAUCCACUGCGGCAAUGCCGUUACAGAAGAAACCCGCAGGCGUAUAUCAAUUCAUUGAGGAAAAACAGAAGAUAUCACUGUCGAAGGAAAGACGAGCUGCACGCACAUUGGGCAUUAUUAUGGGUGUGUUUGUUAUUUGUUGGCUACCUUUCUUUCUGAUGUACGUCAUCCUGCCUUUCUGCGAUUACUGCUGCCCAACAAACAAGUUAAAGAAUUUCAUUACAUGGUUGGGCUACAUAAAUUCGGGUCUAAAUCCAGUUAUUUAUACAAUAUUCAAUUUGGACUAUAGGCGUGCGUUCAAAAGACUUCUCGGAUUUAAUUAAAAGGGAUUCAUAUAUGUUAAUACUACUGAAUGUCGAUAUAGGUUUACUUACAUAUUUCAAUGUUAGUAAUAAUGUAUAUGAAUGCACGAGUAUAUACAUACUUACAGAUGUAUGUAUUUCUAUAUAGUAUCAUAAUUUGUAUAACUUUGUAUAAUGAAAUCAAUAAUUUAUUUUAUAUACAUACGAUUUAAUAUUAUAGUGAACCAACUGUUAUCCUAUUAAUUAUAAUUUAUAUACUCAUUGUUAAUAGAUUGUAUUAGAAAUUUGAAUAAAUAAUAGCAAAUAUAAAUAUAGUACAUACAUACAAUGUAUAUAUGUGAAAAAAAGUCAGAGGAAGUUACAGUUUUAAAAACAUUUUCAUUGGCCAUGGUGCAGCAUAGCUAGAAUGUAACCUUUACUUACUAGAAUGUAUCCUUAAAUAGCAUUGUAAUAUUCUUGCUAGCAUUUAUUCUUUAAGACACAAUUCGCCUUAUUCUCUAAACAGUGGAAACUUAGUUUUACAUACAAAUAUCAAUUUCUGUAAAUUCACACUUCAAAAUAUUUUGUAUUUCUACUAAAUGUCUUCAGAAUAAGUAUCAAUAACAAAAGCAUAUUAGUUUUUGUGAAAGCUAGACUGUAAUUUUCAAUCCACAAAUCUUCAUUUAACGCCAAAUACUAACUAAUUGAUUAUAUUGUAGAAGCUAAUUUAUAAGGGGUGUUUGUACAUUAACUGCAUUAAAUUAUCUGAAAAUAGUAUGAUACUUUGUAUAUUAUAUAUAGGAAGUUACAUAAAUACAAAAGCUCUUUGCUUUAAAGCAUAUUUACCGGAGGAGUAAAAUUAUUUAAUCAAAAUUUAAUCAAAAAUUAAUAGAAUAUUUAAAAUAUAAUGAGAUCAAGAAAGACCCGUUUUGACAUUACUUAUGAACGGUGUGUAAUUGUAGCAUUUAAAUAAGUUAUUAAUUCUUAAGCUAAAGUUCUCUUAACUCUAAAUAUUAGGAAUGAAAGUUGUUAACCGAUAGAAAUCUUUGUUAAGUACUUUAGUUGUGAAUAAAAAAUGCGUGUGUAUAUAAUUUUUAUGAUAAACCUUUUGUAUUAUUUAUAUAUGUAUACGAGGAUAGACUUUUAUAUUUCAGGAUUAAAGAAUAAAAACAAAUAUUAAUCAUCGAAAAUCGACUUAUUGUUUUUCAAAAAUGCUCUCCGUUAAUAUCUAUACACUUUAUACACUUCUGUUGAUAUUUUAGUUUAUUAAUGAGAAAAAAUUCCAUGGACAGAUCGAGUUACAAACAGUGAAGUUUUGAGAAGAGUGAACCGCAAUAAAGAGUUGUUAAGGACUAUAAAACAAAGAAAAGCAGCCUA